AUGCGCUGGGAACAGACCAAGAAGCUGGAGGUGCCUCAAGGCGCGGCGGAGGGCGUGAUCAGCUUGUGGUCCUUGGGGACCAUCAAGGACGCAGCGGGGGGCGGCAGCGGGGACUCCAAGGUGGCGUCCUACUCACUCGACACCAAGAAGGAGCCGGGCUGCCGGCUGGGGUUCGCGGGAGGUUUCCCAGUGGGUCCCUGGUGGGUGCGGGGUGGAGCUGGCCCCAGCACCGAUCGCCUGAACUUGCCUUUGAGACCGAUCGCCUGUUGGGACAUGCUGGACAAGGCCGAGUCCUUCUUCGGGCGAAAGCAAAAGUUCAAGCUCCAGCACAAGGGCAAGACGGCUCCGGGGCCCCAGAUCCUCCGAUUCGGGGUCAUAUCCAAGAAGCAGACGGGAUAUGACUGGAACCCCUUACGUAUUGAUGAGGACUCCCCCCUGCUCAUCGAUGUGGCGAACGCCAUACAGGACACGCUUGACGGGGAGAAGAAGAUCGCAGUCCUUGCCAAGACCUUGCAGGGCGAUCUGCGGGAGAUUGAUGCAGAGGGGAAAGAGAAGGGGAAGGUCUACGUGCGCGUGGUGAACUGCAACUUUGCGGAGCUCAAGGGCGAGGACAUGAAGGAGGAGUGGGCGAAGCAAUGUGAAAAGGCACGGAAGAAAGGUCUGAAACAACCGCAGCGCAAGUGGUACUUCUGCUGGUAUGGCAGCAAGAACGAAGCGCUGGACGCGGAGAAGUGGCACUUCCCCGAUGGCUUCUUUCCCCUGGCCACCAUGACGGCGGUGCACCGCUCCCCCGAGCGCCAGGAGAGCGAGCGGGACCAAUUUCUGGUGAAGCUCCUUGGCUGCCUCGUGCUUUGGUACUCUGCGGGGUCGAAGGAGACGUUGAUCUACCGCCGAGAGCAAGGGAAAGCCCUGGAUGCCUGGGUUGAAGGCUUGGACAUGGCCAAUCAAGAGAUCCGAGAGAACAUGAAGGAGGAGAAGGAGGCUGAAGAGAUGGAAGAGAAGGAAAAGGCCAAAGCGCGGAUGAUGCAUGGCCAGUGGAUGCAGAGGAAUGGCAUGCCCCAAAACGAAGAACAGUGGACUGCAUGGUUUCAAUGGAUGAAGAGCGGGAAUCUGGAAGAUGAGAGCAUUCGCAACUUCUACCAGGCUCGUGGCCUUCGGCUGGGCGUUCGAACAGAUCAGCAGGGUGUCACCCAUCAUUGA
Messenger RNA from Durusdinium trenchii, 1200 nucleotides. The record is from the annotation of a GenBank genome assembly. Lineage: Eukaryota; Dinophyceae; Suessiales; Symbiodiniaceae.